Molecule: messenger RNA, 1362 nt
Organism: Fomitopsis serialis
Lineage: Eukaryota; Fungi; Basidiomycota; Agaricomycetes; Polyporales; Fomitopsidaceae
Product: acid protease
Exons: 7
Coding region: 1-1266 (421 amino acids)
Biological process (GO): proteolysis
Molecular function (GO): aspartic-type endopeptidase activity
Source: RefSeq, a predicted model, not a curated record
AUGUUCUCGAAGUCUACACUCGUUGUUAUGGUCACCCUGGCACUCCUUGGCUCUGCAACUCCCGUUGACCGGGAACAGGGCACCGUCAUCCCCUUUGCUAAGCGAAGCGGGUUCACUACAGCGGAUGAUGUCUUCGAUCAUGAGAACGCCAUCCUAAGCACGCUUCGCACCCACAACAAACAUCGUCAGAACAUCAUCAAUCUUCAGCAAAAUGAUCCUGACAAUAUGAACGAGGGUGCAUCCAUCAAACCCAUCCGCGCCUACGACGCUCCUGGAUCGCACGAAAAGCGCCAGAAGGAAACUACCGUCGAUGAGAACAGUGAUCUUGAAUGGGCUGGUUCCAUCUCCAUCGGAACUCCCGGAACCAAUUUCUUGAUUGACUUUGACACUGGUUCGGCGGAUCUUUGGGUCCCUUCCUCGAACUGCACGAGUGCCGCAUGCGAUACCAAGAACAAAUAUCUUGCCGUACCGUCAUCGACCUCUCAACGCAAGGCAGGAUCUUUCUCCAUUCAUUAUGGAGAUGGAUCCACGGGUUCAGGACCUGUAUUCACGGAUACUGUCACGGUGGCAGGUAUCCAAUCCAACGGCCAAUACUUCUCAGCUGUCACCACACUGUCGGACAAGUUCAAGCCAGACCCCAUUGACGGUAUCCUGGGCAUGGGGUACCAAAAAUUGUCCAGUAUCGGGCAGCCCCCCUUCGUGAACCAAGCGAAGACGCAGGGCAGCAUCAAAGAUGCUGUCUUCGGUAUGAAGCUUUCGAGCGCGGGCUCCGAACUAUACCUGGGAGGAACCGACACGUCACAAUAUAACGGGGCCAUCGAGUACCAUCCCGUCUCCGGCUCCGGAUACUGGCAGAUAUCGGACGCGAAGGCCAUCGUGAACGGCAAGACUACCAACACGGGGUUCCAAACUGUCAUCGACAGUGGCACGACUAUCAUGUACGGCCCCCCGAGCGCUGUGGCCUCGUUCUACGAGUCCGUGCCCGGAGCAUCCAUGUUCGACUCCGAGAACGGUUUCUACCAGUUCCCAUGCGAUUCUGUCCCUACCGUUGCUUUCAACUGGGGAGGAAAGGAUUGGACAGUCAGCGCCGAGAACUUUAACCUCCGCCAGACCUCACCCACGUCAAACUACUGCGUCGGUGCUCUUGCAGGCCAAGAUUUAGGUCUCGGAAAUGAUGUUUGGCUGCUCGGCGACAGUUUCAUGAAGAACGCCUACUCGGUGUUCUCCUUUGACCAGAAUUCCGUCGGGUUCGCGGACUUGUCGUAAAUCGGGAAGCCUUUCUCUGCCGCAUUACACCAUGUUGUAUGCUCCUAGGAGGAGUUAGGUACCUGAUAUCACCCAUGCAAAAAUGGAAAAUUGUGU